Pseudomyrmex gracilis is the source of this 1589-nucleotide messenger RNA. It is a transcript of the gene CDC50, whose product is annotated as cell cycle control protein 50A. The transcript is spliced from 5 exons. Lineage: Eukaryota; Metazoa; Arthropoda; Insecta; Hymenoptera; Formicidae. The record is from RefSeq and is a predicted model, not a curated record. Gene Ontology annotation, cellular component: plasma membrane; endoplasmic reticulum; Golgi apparatus. The coding region runs from base 149 to 1210 and encodes 353 amino acids.
AUGGUUUCCGUAAUACCUGACGUAUAUGUGUGCUUUUAUCAGUUCUGAUUAUAUUUUGCAAAUGGCAGUCGAGAACUAGAAUAAAUUGAUUAUUCAGAAAUUCUCAGAUACUAGUAGUAUUGACACUGAUUAAACAUUCUGACAAAUCAUGACAUCCAUCAGUGAGGUGGAUGCAGUGCCUAAAUCGAAAAAACCUUCUGAUAGCGCAUUCAAGCAACAAAGGUUACCAGCCUGGCAACCAAUACUUACAGCUGGCACAGUUCUACCUACAUUCUUUGUAAUAGGAGUUGCAUUUAUACCAGUUGGUAUAGGACUACUUCAUUUUUCUGAUGAAGUCAAAGAACAUAUUGUAGAUUACACUGAUUGUGAAUCCGUUAAUAUAACUGGUGAGAAUAAAUUACAUAAGAAAUGUGCAGAUGUACUUGCAGAAGAUUCUACAGAGUCCUGUUUUUGUAAGAUUACUUUUGAGCUUCGUGAGCCUUUUGUUGACAAAGUUUAUAUGUAUUAUGGCCUAACAAACUUUUAUCAGAAUCAUCGCAGAUAUGUUAAGUCUCGAGAUGAUACUCAAUUAUUAGGAAAACUAAGUGACAUAGUUUCAACCGAUUGUGAACCUUUUGCGUAUCACAAUGAAAAUGGCACUAACCGUCCGAUUGCUCCAUGUGGAGCCAUUGCCAAUUCACUUUUUAGCGAUGAGCUAACACUGUUUUCUAUAAAGCAUAAUAAGUCUGUACCGUUGCUAAAUACUGGCAUAGCUUGGCCAUCUGACAAAACUAUCAAAUUCAGAAAUCCUGAGGGAGAUUUGCAGACGGCAUUUAAAACCUUUGCCAAGCCAAAGAAUUGGAGUAAAGAAAUCUGGCAGUUGGAUCCUGAUAAUCCGGACAACAAUGGAUUUCAAAAUGAAGAUUUAAUUGUAUGGAUGAGAACUGCUGCAUUGCCAACUUUCCGAAAACUUUACCGUAGAGUUGACCAUGAGCAAGAUGGCUUUAAAAGUGGUCUGGUUGCAGGAAACUAUACUCUUACAAUCAAGUAUUUAUUUUCAGUAUCCGCCUUUCAUGGAAAGAAAAAGAUGAUUUUAAGUACAACUUCGCUCUUAGGAGGAAAGAAUCCUUUCCUUGGUUAUGCUUACAUUAUUGUUGGAAGCUUAUGUUUGGUUCUGGGCAUAGCAUUGCUCAUUAUACAUAUUAAAUGUUCCAAGAGCAGACUAAUGUAAAAGAUGACUACAAGAAAAUAAUCUUAGGCACACCGUGUAUGUUCUUCACCGCCGAUAUGAUCAAUGUGACUCCAACUACGGAAUAUCAUUAGGAAUGAUUCUUCUACUAAAAAUGAUUUUAUCGAUUAUCUUUGUUACUUUAAAAUAUCACGUUGACUGUGUCAUUAGUGUAUUUAUUUACAGUAAAGUAUUAUUUUUUGUUAAUUGCAAUUGUUUUUCAUGAUAUGUUUUAUUAGUUUAAGUGUUCUAUUGAAAAUAUUUAGUUUUACUACUAUUUAAGAAAUAAUAAUGAGGCACUAACAGAUACAUACAUAGACGAUGUGACAGUUAACGUGUUACUAGUGAUUAUGCAAUGAUGAGAUAAAUGUAUUGAAAUUCA